Molecule: messenger RNA, 1004 nt
Organism: Pungitius pungitius (ninespine stickleback)
Lineage: Eukaryota; Metazoa; Chordata; Actinopteri; Perciformes; Gasterosteidae
Product: transcription factor HES-5-like
Exons: 3
Coding region: 1-699 (232 amino acids)
Biological process (GO): regulation of neurogenesis; regulation of transcription by RNA polymerase II; anterior/posterior pattern specification
Cellular component (GO): nucleus
Molecular function (GO): protein dimerization activity; RNA polymerase II cis-regulatory region sequence-specific DNA binding; DNA-binding transcription factor activity, RNA polymerase II-specific
Source: RefSeq, a predicted model, not a curated record
AUGCAACUGUUACAGCAGACGCACGAGGCAAUGAACGAAAGAAAGUUCAUGAAAUCUCAGAUGGAGAAACGUCGAAGGGAGAGGAUGAACCACAGUCUGGAGCGUCUGAGGACAAUGUUGCUUCAGGAGCCACAACAACUGGGGGCGCAGCACAGAGUGGAGAAGGCUGAGAUACUCGAGCGCGCGGUCCUCUUCCUGCAGAAGACCAGAGCUUCUGCUGCCGCGGCCGCUUCUUCUUCGUCUUCUUCCGAUGGUGCUGACGCGGGCCGUGGCCAGAAACACACCUUCCGAGACGGCUUCUCCAGCUGCCUGCAGACGGCGGCUCGGUUCCUGGAGCCCGACGGCAAAGGCCCGUGGCUCAGAGCAGCGCUCGGCGCGUCUGUCGCGGGCCACCCGGACUCCGACCCCGCUGCCGGUGUUCAAGGGAGACCCGGGGACACGAGACCCGGGGACACGAGACCCGGGGACGCGCGCGCGUCUUCCAGCUCUUCUCUGUCGCACACAAAGUCCAUCCUGCGGUCGCUGAGGCAGAAGUCCAAGCACAGGCCGCACGUGCCGCACACCGGCGCCUCCGAACCCUGCGGGUGUCCGACCCGCAGGGUUCGGACACAGAAGUCCCUGCAGAUGAGACGAGCUGGCAAACAGAGCCCGUCCCGGAGCGGCCCGGUGAACCGCGCCCUUUGGAGGCCGUGGCCCUGAUCGCCAUGCAGGCCGCGACCCAAACGACACUUGAUGACUCUGACGGCUCGCUGGGGGUCAACGUUACCCUCCCGAAAUGCCCCGGGAACCACAACUCGUAACGUCGACGUUCACCCGCGGCAUCCUGUAAAUAAUGUAAUAACGUGUAUGUGUGAUACUUUAUUUUGCUGCCGACACAUUGACUCCCCCGAAAGCCGGGCACACGCGCGGGCUGGGUCACGUGGUCCAGGUGGGACCGCUGCUGUGUUCCACUUUGUGCCAUGAUGUCUGCAGGUAUCAAUGCAGGUAUCAACAACGUGUAUUCU